Molecule: messenger RNA, 444 nt
Organism: Colletotrichum truncatum
Lineage: Eukaryota; Fungi; Ascomycota; Sordariomycetes; Glomerellales; Glomerellaceae
Cellular component (GO): membrane
Source: RefSeq, a predicted model, not a curated record
AUGUAUUCUCAAAUUGGCCUCGAUCACGCUCAACUCCUUAAGCCACUCGUCGCACUGGCAGGAUGGACAUUUGUACAGGAGACAUGGAUGUAUGCAACCCGAAUUCCCGCCCUCCAUAAGUACAAGGUCAGCUUCGACGAGAAGACGGUGAAGGAGGAAAAGCAUACCAAAAUACCUGUUGAGGUCCAUCGCAUUGCUGACAACUACAAUAACUUGCAUGAGCAACCACAAGUUUUCUAUGCUAUUGCCAUUGUCUUAACCCUUCUUGGUGACAACCACGACUACACCUAUCGCCUUGCUUGGGGCUAUACCGGAAUGAGAGUUAUUCACAGCCUGUUUCACAACUUGGUUAAUGAGCCAUAUGGAAGAUUUUCUCUUUUUACAACAAGCUCCGUUAUGCUUCUUGGUCUUACUAUCCGGGCUGCAAGCUUUUUGUUCUUUUAG